CACAGGAAAAAGAAACUGCAACUGCGCGUGCGCAGAACUCUUGUGAGCGUGCGCAGUAGGGUAAAAUAGUGACUUAGUCGUAGAGCGGGCAAGUUCAAGAUGGACAGAAGUUCAACUAGAUAGAAAUUGUGGAAAAGGGUUAACCAUCACGGUCCCCUUGGAAAAACCUCCUUCAUGGGAUAUGGAAACGGAGAAAUUGUCCGACCACCCCACGUCAAAAGGGAGCCACAAGUGUGUGGAUAAAGAGCAAGAGCAUACAAUUCGUUUUGCUCUUGAACUGAAGGAAAGCAACGAUAGGUAUUUUCCUGAAUUCUCGUUCAGAGAGCUGCUUCGUUCUGCUGUGCCCAAGGUCGGUGAAGCCACAGAGAAUGAUUUACCAGCCGACGAAGAUGGAGAUCGUGAAAAACUUCAAGCCCUUGCUAAGAAAUUCGAGGAAAAAUAUGGUCCAAAACAAAAGCAUAAAAAGAAACGAAAAGAAAGAAUCGAAGACCUAGUGGAUGUGAGUUAUGGCUAUGAUGAAACAGAUCCUUUUGUGGAUAACAGUGAGGCUUAUGAUGAACUGAUCCCAGCAGACUGGACCACGGAACACGGAGGAUUCUACAUUAACCAGGGGGGACUAUCUUUUAAACCAGUAUCAUCAGAUGAUAGUGAUGAUGAUGACUUCAAAGGCAAGAAAAGAAAAACUCCAAAGAAAUUAAAGGAUCCAAAUAAAGUCAAAAAGAUCAAAGAAUCUGGGGAAAAAGAAAAGAAAAGAAAGCAUUUGACGCCAACAGACAAAGAGAAGAAACCAAGAAAGAUAAGACUCAUCAGUGGAGACAAAGAGAAGAAACUCAAGAAAAAGAUCACCCUUAGUGGCGCAUCCCCUGCUGUGACCUCCUCAGGGCCAUUAUUAAUAAAGUCAUUACCUCCUAACACAACAUCCAGCCUAUCAGGAAUACCAAAGACAACAACAGCUACUUCCACUGCUGUCUCUCCCACUGGAAGUUCUGUCUCUUUAGCAUCAUCAUUGAUGUCAUUAGGAGCUGGUAAUGUAAUCCAGGGAAUGUCACUUGAAGGGUCACCACAGUCUGUAGAAAAUGCAAAUAUAAAAACAGAAAAACAAGGGCCAUUAAUAGCCGAGAAUUCUGCRGCAGACUCUCCAAUGUUGUCAUCAGAAGCAGUGUCUAAUGUUGGAAGUGUAUCAAAUGGUACAUCGUUAAUCAAUCAAAAUGGACUGACGUCAGGAGAAGGAAUGGGAGAAGAUGGCUCAUAUGUACCUAAAUUGCCACAGUAUUUACCGCUAUCGGUAGAGGCUUGUGUACAAAAGCUGAAGAAAGCAGCAGACAAUGCCGUAGAUGAAGGAAAAUGCAAAUUCUUUAAUAAAGAUGUCAACCAGCUGCUUCUAGAGACUGAAACAAAAUCUAGAGAGCUGAGCUGUAGAGUGAGAUCAGGAAUUUAUGAUUACUUGGCCUACUACCUUCCCUGCACCAAAGAAACUUUACUGAAAAGAGCAAAGAAAUUGCUGCUUACAGACCAGGCUGGAAGAUUGCGAGAACCAAUGGCAAAGCUCAAAGCAGCCGUUGACAAAGCUAUGCCAGAACAGAUGAAACGGUUUGAGGAGGAAGUACGCCUUCAUGUGGAAGAACAUAGUAAACAAAAUGAAACAAAAGCAGAUAGUAUUGACCAAAAUCCUGAGGACAAAAAGCAGAAGGAGCUUUUUAAGAGYGCCAUGGAAGUGGAUGAUGAUGGUGAGAAGGUAGAUGAAGCUACAACACCAACAGAUCCUGCUGCACAAACGGGAACAGAAGAGAAAACAAAGAAACCAUCAUUACCAAGACGACAUUUUGUUUGGACUGAUGAAUUGAGGACACUGUUAUCUGAUGUAGUGACUGUCAGAGUCAAAUUAUUUGAAAUGUCUAAAACAAGAACCACAUCAGCUGAAGAAUAUCUCAAGGAAUUUUUUGAAACUGAAGUUAAAACCUUGUGGCCCAAAGGCUGGAUGACAAGCAGGAUAUUAUUCAAAGAAAGCAGAUCAGUGCAUACAAGAGUGACAAGUGCUCUAUUCAAGCCCAAAAAAGUUCCAGGACCCAAGAAGCAAGGUGAAGCACCAUCACCCAGCGAUGCUAUGGACACAUCUAGCCAGAAUGCGGAGUCCAUAGCCAAAGAUGAUGCAGUUUCCAUGGAUACAACAUCGUCUGUGAAUACAUCAACGACCAGUACAAUUGCUACAUCUGUUGCUAAGUCAACUACAGUUACACCCAUGACAGCGACAGUAAAGAUUGAACAGAUUCCAGGGAAUGUGACUACCUCAGCACCAGCCACUACAAGCAGCACAUCUACCAAAACAAUACCCAAGCUUGAUCCUAGUGCACUGUCGAUAUUGAAAGCAAAAUUAAUCAUCAGCAACCCAGGUGCAGUUAGUAAGUCAAAUCUUGUGAUGCAACCUGGAAAUAAGGUGGUCUCGGCAACAAUUCUGAGCACGAAAACUAAGACAGCCUUAACAACAGCUCUUAGUACAUCCGCACAAGCCUCUAUGGUAGCUUCAGCGGCCAAAGCCCUUGCCGCUAUGGUUAACAAGGGKGAUAAGUCAUCAGUUUCCAUGGUAACUACCACUAAGGUUCCACUGUCGACAGUAAGCAGCAUGUAUACAACACCUUCAGCUGGGUUGACAACUUCAACAAAAGCCCCAUUGUCUGUCAGUUCCAUUUCUACCAAACCAUCAGUUUCCAUGGUAACRAGCAUACCAUCAACUGUAGUGUCCACAAUGAGCAYGGCUAAGCCUUUGACUUUAAAUAGAAUGGGUGUGGAGAGCAAAGGUGCUGUAACUAAAGGAGAAAGUACUAUGGAGGGGAGAGCUGAAGCAAAAACCGGUGUUACCAUGGUAACAAAUGUGACCACCAAUGGCUUGGAGAGACAGCAACAACAGCAACAAACCAAAUUUCCUCAAACUAUGUCAAGUUCACUGAGUAAGCCUUCAGUUACGAGUGUUACGGCACAGCGACUGAUGCAGCCUGUAUCAACUGCGGUCGCUAAGCAACCACCUACAUCAUCAUCUAUGGUUAGGAACGCUACUCCUCCUAACAACUCAACCAUCAAAACUCAACCAGUUACUAUACUCGACUUUGCUGACAUGGUGUCUGCGGAUUCACAAAAUGACGCACAGGAGAUCCUUUCCAACCAGAUGCCGCAACCACAGCCUCAGCAGUCAUACAUCAGUAAAUCACCAUCACCACAAAAACCUAAAGAACAAACAGUGCCGAUGAUACCCAAGGUACCCCAAACAAUAGUCUCACCACCACGACAGCAGAAUACCGCCUAUUCUGUAUCAUCUCCAUCAAGUAUGAUACGAUCACCUACACAGAUGGCCCAGACAAGAACCAACGUGCCACACUCAAGUGCGACAGCUUUGGGUAAUAUGCUAAUGAGCUGUAACAUGGGAUCUCCUAAUAUGGCCAACAUGCAGAAUAAUUAUAUUGAUUUGAAUGCUGCUGCAAUGAUGGCACAGCGGCAACAGGCUGCCAAUAACAAGACCUUGUUGGACUCGAUUUCAACAGCUUCAAGAAUACCCCUGGAUAUGCGCACAACAUCUGUACCACUGACUCACCCAGUCAUCUCACAUCAGCUAAGUAAUCCUACACAGUCAGUGAGUGCCUACUUACCUACCAACCUACAGCCUACACUAUCCAUGUUAGGCCAUGCAAAUCUACAGGGAAAGACUACCAAUCCCUUAAGUCACAUAGGUGUGAUACAACAGCAGUCAAUGCCGUCRUCAAUGAUGCACAUGAAUAGRCCACUUCAACAACAGAGUAACAUGGUUAUGACGCCAAACCCUUUUAAUCAAGUGCUUAUAGGAUAUAAUGUUCCAAGCACACAAUCUAUGCAGAUGUCGCAACCUCAACUUAUGAACCCAAAUAUUUUCCAAGAUCCCAAUCAUAAUCCUAAUGGAGGACAUCCACCAUCACCAUUCAUGCCAAGGUUUUCUUGACAUUAACUGUAACUAGCCAAGUGUUUGAUUCAAGUCUACRAGGGUAUUAGAUAUAUAUACCUUUGAUAAUAAUUAUGUAUUAUAUAAAUCUUUCAAAUACCUUCCUUGCAUCUUCAUAUAUAUAUAGAUUUCUUACAUUCAACAUUACGUAAUGCAACUUAUUGAGUGGGAAAAUAUUCCUCUUGUUUUGUGUGCUUAUUAUCUAAUUUCACUACUUAAAAAAAUCAGUUGUUAAGGUUGUGGAAAACCAUUUGAGUGUUUGGAARCCAUUUCAGUGUUAAUUCCUACCAUUUAUUUGCUGAAUUACUGCUGCCUUGAGUYGAAUGUAAGUGCCUUCAGUGGUUGGGUGAGAAGCUGUUUCAAUGUUGUGGCUUCUUUCACUCAAAUCAAAUUGAUCUUCAUCAAUACAUGCAUACUGUCAAUGCAAUAAUUUCUAGAUAUUUCCUCAUUUCAUUUAUUAAUUACAUCCAUUCCAAUUCCUGUGUAAUCGGCAUUUGCCUCAGACUUUUCUCAUGUUUUUAUUGCUCCAAGAAAAAUGAUACCAAAAAAACAAACCUGUAUUAGCACUUAAACUUUAUUUUUGUAACUUUAAAAAACUGAUUCACUACUUUAUUUAUUAGAUGAAAACUAGGAAAAUGAAYUCGUACUCUUGGUAGGCCAUAAAAAAACGUGAAGAAAAAAUCCAUUUGCCAGUUUUGAGAUUUUUAUCUUUUUCUUUUGAUUAGAUGUAGACACACUCCUUAAUAAACAGCCUGCAAUAUUUCUGAGAUCUAGACAACUGCAGAUAUCUUAUCUUUUAAUAGGUUUGAGCCAACAAAUCCCUUAAAAUAAUAUUUAAGCAAAUUUGUAAUGACAUUAAGAAGCUAAAAAACAAGAUGUUCCAAUCCAACUAAAGGCACGAUUACACAAAGCAAUUUUCUCUGCAACAUACUUGUCUCGCAACGGCGYUGUGACACAAGUUGCAAGAUUGUUUACAUGGUGCAACAGAGACGCAAACAUUGCCAAAAGUAGAAAUGAAUUCUACUUUUCACAAUGAUUGCUGCAACUUCUCACAGCAUUUUUCAAAUUGCGCUGUAGGUUACACACUGCAAUGCUCCAUGCAACUUCUCUCGCAAUGUUAUGAGACAAUUGCUCGAUGUAAUCRCACCUCAAGUCAAACGAAUCUGGUACAGACUGUAAUUUUAUACCACAAUAUUUUCCUUCAUAUUAUUGGUUGACCUGGCUGUUCACAGCUUGUUGUCAAAAUGAAUAAAAAAGUAAAUUCUA
This is a messenger RNA of Actinia tenebrosa (Australian red waratah sea anemone), 5230 nucleotides long. RefSeq lists its product as uncharacterized. Gene Ontology annotation, biological process: chromatin organization. Gene Ontology annotation, cellular component: nucleus. The record is from RefSeq and is a predicted model, not a curated record. Lineage: Eukaryota; Metazoa; Cnidaria; Anthozoa; Actiniaria; Actiniidae.